Molecule: messenger RNA, 2913 nt
Organism: Amyelois transitella
Lineage: Eukaryota; Metazoa; Arthropoda; Insecta; Lepidoptera; Pyralidae
Product: facilitated trehalose transporter Tret1-like
Exons: 6
Coding region: 337-1815 (492 amino acids)
Biological process (GO): transmembrane transport
Cellular component (GO): membrane
Molecular function (GO): transmembrane transporter activity
Source: RefSeq, a predicted model, not a curated record
AAACACCGGCGCGGGCGCAUUCAGUCGGCAUUCAGACUUGAAAGCGGUUGCUAUUGAGAGCCACGCGCACGCCGAUCUCGACGCACGCGCCGAACGAAAUACGAAAAUAAAAAAUAAACCCCGGGGUUACGCAAGGGUGUGUUCUAGGACCAGUGUGAAUAUUUUAUUUUUUUUUACAAAAUAGUGAUACGUGAUAAGUGAAUUGUGUGGUCCAUUUGUGAUGCUGUGUUGCAUGAUGAGUGUUCUACAAUCGCAUUUUUAAUGAUUACGCUGCCAGUACCGGGUGCGGCUUGAAAAAUUCUUUUUUUUUUCUAAUUUGUAUCGAAAUCAGUGUAUAUGUGUGAGAAGGUGGCAUUCGACAAGAUGACGAACAUCAGCCCAGAGACGAGGAUCAUGAUCAUGAGACCUCAUGAUGGGAGAGGGACAUGUAGAAGACAGAUACUAGCCGCUCUCGCCGUCUCGCUCGGGCCGUUCGCCGCUGGGCUCAGCAAGGGUUACAUGUCACCAGCCCUGGACUCCAUGCAAGAGUCCAGGUUGAGGUUCCCAGUGAGCGACCAGCAGGCCAGCUGGAUAGCCAGCUUAAGUUUAUUGGGCGCACUAGUGGGCGGUAUAUUAGGAGGCAUGGCGAUGAGGUAUGGCAGAAGAACUAUUCUUCUGGCAGCUGCGUUGCCGUACACUCUCGCAUGGUUGGCUACAUCACUCUCCACCAGCGUCAACAUGCUGGCUGCGACCUCCUUCUGUGGUGGUCUACUGGUCUGCUGCAUAACUAUGAUUACCCAGGUAUACGUCACAGAAAUAGCCGUCCCGGAAAUCAGAGGGUUUCUAAGUUCAGUCCUGAAGAUACUCAGUCACAUCGGAAUCCUGAUUUCCUUCACCAUCGGGACUUACCUCGACUGGUCCCAACUCGCCCUGGUCGUAGCAGCCGCUCCAGUAUUACUAUUCUUCGCCUUGCUCUUCGUACCUGAGACUCCUUCCUUCCUCCUUCUUCGAGGUAAAGAACAAGAAGCCGAAAAAUCUCUACAAUGGCUCAGAGGACCAGAUGCAGACAUCGGCCAAGAACUGGCUACAAUCCGCACAAAUAUAUACGCCAGCAAACAAUAUAAUGAAGACCACUCUAGUAGAUUGAAAGUUCUUGCGUCAAAACGUAUGAUUAGACCAGUUCUGAUUACUUGUGGAUUGAUGUUCUUUCAGAAAUUUACCGGUUCUCAAGUCUUUAGUUUCUACGCUGUUCCUAUGUUUAGGAAGACUUUCAGGAGUAUGAGUGCCCAUGGCGGAGCUAUAGCUACUAGUGUUGUCCAGCUCCUAGCAUCAUGUUUGUCAGGAAUGCUUAUCGAUAACAUUGGUAGACUUCCUCUUUUACUCAUCAGCGGCUUUAUGAUGUCUAUCGCUUUAGCUGGUUUUGGAUCUUACGCUUAUUACGAAGAUGUUAUCAGAAAUUCGACUGAUUUAACUAUGAGCGCCGAUUCUGGCUCGUAUGAUUGGAUUCCUUUAGUUUGUGCUCUAGCCUUUACUAUAGCGUUUUCAUUAGGUAUAGGUCCUAUAUCAUCUUUGUUAAUUGGAGAAUUAUUUCCUUUAGAGUAUAGAAGUACAGGUAGUGCGUUAGCUACAAGUUUUAGCCAUCUAUGCGGUUUUGUUAACGUAAAAACUGUGCCUGAUUUUAUUUAUUACAUAGGCUUACAUGGUCUCUUUUGGAUGUACGCUGGGAUAUCGGUGCUAUGUCUAUUAUUUGUGGUUCUGUUCGUCCCUGAAACUAAAGGUCGGGAGAUUGACGAAAUGGAUCCGAAAUACGUUGAAUCGUUAUGUAUUAACCGAUAAUUUUGAAUUGUUACUUUAGGUUUUAUCUUAUGCAGUAUUACACUGUUGAAGUGAUCAUUACGAGAUUAUUAUCUCAUAUCAGGAUGCAGAUGACGGAUUCCUUUUGGAGUGAUGUAGUCAUCUUCUAGUCUGUUUUGUGCAAAUUUGCAUUUGUAUCUAGAAUUAGUUCCUUUAGUUUCAUGAGCCACACUUGUUAUUAUUUUUGGAAACUUUAAGCAUUUGCGCUAUAAAAGUUUAAGUUUUGUGUAAGUUAAAUGGAUUAUGUUUUAAGCUGACAAAACUAAUUGUUAUUUCGUUUAGAAUAACGUUUGCGUAAUUGUUGUAUUUUCUUGGUGCUGUGAAAUCAGUGGCUUCAUAAUUAAGUGCCUUAUCCUAGUUCCUGUCAUCACAAUCAGGAGGGUUGAUGAAGAUCUGAAAAUUGCGAAAUCGAUUCGCGUAGAUCGCAAACAUUUGUGACUGAUUACGUACAAAUAUUGAAAUGUGGAAAUAUAUUUCGCUUGGAUGUUUGGUCAUUUUAAAAGUUUUAAUCAUUUUCUGAAGUCAGUGAACUUAUAUAUAUUUUUUUUUUCAUUUUGAAUUUAAAAAUUCAUUAUGUGUUUUAAAAAAGGUGAAAUUUAUUUUUGCCUUCUUAAGUAACUUCCAACUUUUUAUUUGAAACCUUAUCAAAUGAAAUUUUUACUGUUAACAAAAUCGCGAUAAAAUUCUACAAAAAUGACUGCACGUUUGUAAAACAUUUGUAUUAUAUUAUCUGUAAAUACGUAUUUUUAUUUUAGUUAUUAUAAGAAAAUUGUUUGAGUUAUUAUAAAUACGGGUAGAGAAAUAAUAAAAGUUUUAUUAAAGUCUAUAUUGGCAUAUUGUCCUAAAUAAAAUCUACAAAAUAAUCCAGUGAAAAUAUUACAAAUUAUUAUAGAUAAUAAAUUAUAAUAUGUUUUGUAACAUUUUUUAUCAAACCUAGUGGUGCUAAUUGAUGCCUUGAAAUAAAAAAAAACACUCUAAAUAAAAUUGUUUUACAAAAAUAAUGUAUGUAAAACAGUAUUGUAUAUGAUUUAUUAGUAUUUAUGUAGAAGUUGAAUGUUUUAACGUGUUGCCAUAAUUUUA